This is a messenger RNA of Penicillium argentinense, 2865 nucleotides long. RefSeq names its product phosphatidylethanolamine N-methyltransferase. The coding region runs from base 1 to 2865 and encodes 954 amino acids. Lineage: Eukaryota; Fungi; Ascomycota; Eurotiomycetes; Eurotiales; Aspergillaceae. Gene Ontology annotation, biological process: phosphatidylcholine biosynthetic process. The transcript is spliced from 5 exons. The record is from RefSeq and is a predicted model, not a curated record. Gene Ontology annotation, molecular function: phosphatidylethanolamine N-methyltransferase activity.
AUGGACCAGGGCCGUUCAACAGGUGCCCUGCAAACCGACGGGCUGCGAGAGCGGAUUACAUCACGCCCUGAUUCAACUGGGGGCCGAGACGCUCUAACUGCCCUUGGUGAGGCUGAGAUCAAGGAUGCGGCCGGCAAGGACAAGAAGACAUUUGGACGGACUCCCGAUGGAACUGUGUUCACGGUGCCUCAGACCCAUGACAUGGUCUCCCAGCUGCUCUCGCCAUCGGAACCCAAGAACUUUUCAGAUGCGGUGGUUCUCGUGCUGCUGGCGAUUCACAUUCUACUCCUCUGGGCCCUCCCCGCGUGCGCCAAAGUACCGGUAUUCGCUGUUGUCUACCUCUCUUGGCGCGCGGCCUACAAUGGAGGUAUCGGAUGGCUCCUUCAUAACCAGUCGCACCACAAGACCCUAAUCCGAUGGGCGGAGAAGACCAAAAUCUUCGUGAACCCGGCUACCGGGGACAACCCGCACCCGACCCUGUACAAUUGGAUCAAGCGCGAGCUGGAGACCAAGAUCCCCCACGAUUACAAGUUCGAAACAGCACCCGUUGAAUACAACACCUGGCUUGUCUUUAGACGUCUGGUGGACGUGAUACUUAUGUGUGACUUCACUUCCUACUGUCUCUUUGCGAUAGCAUGUGGUCAUCGUCCUGUGGAUGAGGGCAUUCUCAUGACCGCCCUCCGCUGGACGGCUGGUAUCGUGCUGGUGCUAUUCAACCUCUGGGUCAAAUUAGAUGCCCACAGAGUAGUCAAGGACUUUGCCUGGUACUGGGGUGAUUUCUUCUACCUCAUCGACCAGGAGUUGACCUUCGACGGUGUCUUCGAGAUGGCGCCUCACCCCAUGUACUCAGUCGGCUAUGCGGGCUACUACGGUAUCUCGCUCAUGGCAGCAAGCUAUAAGGUGCUCUUCAUCUCGAUCAUUGCCCAUGCAGCACAAUUCGCCUUCCUCGUCCUUGUUGAGAACCCGCACAUCGACAAGACCUACAACCCACCUCCUCCCCGCAAGCGCUCGGUCUGUGUCGAUUCGACUUCCAGCCUACCCUCGGACCUAGACACCCCAACUGCGCCAACUCCGUCUGAGGACCCUUCUCCCAAUGCGUCAUUAACCACUGAUUCCUCCACUAUGCUGGUUCAGAUGCUCGUAUUCGCAGUCACGGCCUUGACCCCGUCCACGCCGCGUUACCAAUUCUUCUUUGUGGUCAAUGCUGUCGUAUGGCGUGUGUGGUUCUCUGUAGGCAUCGGGUACCUUCUGAACAAUCAGUCUAACAACAAGGCUUGGACGAGGCACUUCCUCAAGUUUGGUGAAACCCCACACGAGGCAUGGAGCCAAUGGAAGGGUACUUACCACCUCAGUAUGAUCAUGUGCUAUGCUAGCUUCAUUGCUGCGGUGUGGAAGAUGUACACCCUCCCUUCGGACUGGGGCUAUGGCCUGGUUCUCUUCCGGCACGUCCUUGGUGUUGGUUUGAUCAGCUUGCAACUGUGGACUUCGAUCAGCAUCUACGACUCCCUCGGCGAGUUUGGCUGGUUCUACGGUGACUUCUUCUUUGAUGAGUCCCCCAAACUAACCUACAACGGUAUUUACCGCUUCCUCAAUAACCCCGAGCGUGUUCUGGGUUUGGCAGGUGUCUGGGGUGCUGUCCUCAUCACCAGCAGUGGGGCUGUCACCUUCCUGGCUCUGCUGAGCCACAUUCUCAGUUUGGCUUUCAUUCAAUUUGUGGAGCGACCUCAUAUGCAGAAGCUGUACGGUCGUAGCCUUCGGCAAGAUGGAGGUGUGGUCAAGAACCUCAAGAAGUCUUUGCCGUCCUCUCUCAGACAGCUACACGGAAGUGUCGACAAGAUAUUCGACGAUUCUUAUGAAUUCAUCGAGGAGAUUCUUGACAACGCGCGCCCGAAGUUGGCUGCCGGCGUCAAUACUUUCGUCAAAGACACAACAGCCCUCUUCCAUAAGUAUCCCGCUCGUGUCACCAUCUCUCGCAUCGAUGCGGACCUGGCUGGAAUCGACAUGCGUGAUUAUUCUCUGUCUGUUGAAGGUACCGAUGCGAAAUCUUUCGAGGAAAGCGAACUGGGCAAGGGUCGUGAGGGUGCGAAUGCCCGUAUGCCUCUGGACCGACGAGGUGAUCUCAAGAACCUGACUUUCGAAUACGGCGCUCCAAUCAAGGUCAAGUGGACUGCACCGCUUACCCACAGCAAGAAAGACUGGAUUGGUAUCUACCGUGUCACCGACAAUACCUCUCGCGAAGUCUCUCGUGUCUCCUCUCAGGGCCGCUGGAUCGCAACCAACGAGGGCUCUUACGACAACCUAACCUGUGAAAAGGGCAUCAUUACCAGUGAUGUGGUCAUUAACUCAUCCGAAGAAAAGGAUCGACAAGGCCAUAAACUUGCCUCCGGUGAGGUUGUUUUCUCUGGCGAUAAACUUUUCUGGACCCAAGGUGUCUUCGAAAUCCGCUACCACCACAAUGGCAUGCACAAUGUGAUGGCUAUUUCAAGACCAUUUGAAAUCCGCAUCCGCCGAUUUGACGAGGACGACACCACUGUCGACGGCGACAGCAUCGUUCAGACGACAGUUGAGAACUCCUUGCUGCCUGUCGUCUGCAACUGCUUUGACCGAGACCCUGACGUUGCUCCUGAAACUGUGGACGAGCAGUUUGGCGGUCUUGUCGAACGCGAUGGCAAAUUCGCCAAGCGCGUAGUCUUCGCUGUUCAUCAAAUGUUUGGUGUCGAACUAGCGCCUGAAGUCGUCAAGGCGGAUGGCAAUGUCCGCGAUCUGGCUUGGAGGAUAUGCAAUGCGAAGAAAGUUCUGGCCCCCUACAGUAUGUCCCUGUCAAAUGGGACAACAACGCCGAUUGAGGGAACCGAGGAAAAAUAA